Messenger RNA from Nilaparvata lugens (brown planthopper), 1124 nucleotides. It is a transcript of the gene RpS4, whose product is annotated as 40S ribosomal protein S4. NCBI's taxonomy places the organism in Eukaryota, Metazoa, Arthropoda, Insecta, Hemiptera, Delphacidae. Gene Ontology annotation, cellular component: ribosome; cytosolic small ribosomal subunit. The transcript has 6 exons. Gene Ontology annotation, molecular function: RNA binding; structural constituent of ribosome. The coding region runs from base 287 to 1078 and encodes 263 amino acids. Gene Ontology annotation, biological process: translation. The record is from RefSeq and is a predicted model, not a curated record.
CAAAACAGCUGUGAAUCAUAACUUCUUCAAAGCUACAGCUGAUGGAGAAUAUGUAUCAAAAUAAAUUACUCUCAAAAUACAUAUUCGAAAAUCUAAAACUUUAAAGAACUUAUUAUAGAGAAUUCAUUGAAUCUGAUAUUUUCCAAUAUUAUAAUUUUAAAUCGGAUGAUGCUCAUAGAAAAUAUUGUUGGUUGGUAUCAUUGUUAGAAACGGAUGUUUCGCGUCCAUUUUCCUACUCCAUUGUGUGUGUGCCUGCCCAGUGUCUUUUUCCGGUUAAUUCCCAGGCAUGGCUCGUGGACCUAAGAAGCAUUUGAAGCGUCUCGCAGCGCCGAAAUCAUGGAUGUUGGACAAAUUGGGUGGUGUGUAUGCACCCCGACCCAGCACAGGUCCACACAAGCUGCGAGAAUCUCUCCCACUUGUCAUAUUUUUGCGUAAUCGGCUCAAGUACGCUUUAACUAACUGUGAAGUGAAGAAAAUUGUGAUGCAGCGUCUCAUCAAGGUUGACGGCAAAGUGAGGACUGACCCCAACUAUCCUGCAGGUUUUAUGGACGUUGUUCAAAUCGAAAAGACAAACGAGUUCUUCCGUUUGAUCUAUGAUGUUAAGGGACGUUUCACCAUCCACAGGAUCACAGCUGAAGAAGCUAAGUACAAGCUGUGCAAAGUGAAGAGGGUUCAGACAGGACCCAAGGGCAUUCCAUUUUUGACCACUCACGAUGGACGCACCAUCAGGUAUCCAGACCCCUUGGUAAAAGUCAAUGACACCAUCCAAUUGGACAUUGCCACAUCCAAAAUCAUGGACUUCAUCAGAUUCGACUCUGGUAACCUGUGUAUGAUCACUGGAGGUCGUAACUUGGGUCGUGUGGGCACUGUCGUGAACAGGGAGCGACACCCGGGGUCUUUCGACAUCGUGCACAUCAAGGACGUGUUGGGACACACUUUUGCCACUAGGUUGAACAACGUUUUCAUCAUCGGCAAGGGUAGUAAAGCAUACGUGUCUCUGCCCAAGGGCAAGGGUGUGAAGCUCAGUAUUGCCGAAGAGAGAGACAAGAGGUUGGCCGCCAAGGCUUCUUCUGGUUGAAGUGUUUUUUAAAAAAAAUGUAAAAAUAUAAGUUGUUUUCAACCGA